This is a messenger RNA of Entamoeba invadens IP1, 552 nucleotides long. RefSeq lists its product as hypothetical. The record is from RefSeq and is a predicted model, not a curated record. The transcript has a single exon. The coding region runs from base 1 to 552 and encodes 183 amino acids. NCBI's taxonomy places the organism in Eukaryota, Evosea, Mastigamoebida, Endamoebidae.
AUGGAGUAUGAUUCCACAAAUCACCCGUUACACCAAAACACCUCGAAACUAUACAAAGUGUUUAAUGAGAAUCCUGUAAUUAAAACAGACUUGUUGAUGCUUAAAGACAAUUACAUCAACGAUGUCAAACUUUUGAGAAUGGCGAACCGAAAUGAAAAAACAUUCUGCUUUAAUGAUUCAAACAUCAAAACCAUUUUACUUGAAGAGGAAAUAUGUCAAACUACACAAUCAAAUUUAAAAAAAGACUUAAUAUUACAACACAUUGACUGUUUUGAUAUUUUUGGAAACGAUGAAGAGUGUGUUGACACACCACAAGAUUUGGAGUCUUAUUCAGAACAACAUACAAAAUGUGAUACACUUUCUCCACAAAUGCGACAGCUCUUUGAAAAAUUCUUUAAACUUCCAAAAGACAAAAAAGUCGAUCAAGAAAUCAAACAAGCGACAAAACCCACUCUACGAGUGACCAAACCAAAGUGUAUAUCAAGAACAAUAAAAUCGAAAUCCAAAAAGAACACAUUUGAUAUAUACAAAAAAGCCAAAAGUGUAUAUUAA